GGAGGAGGUGGAGGCAUUCUUUUACCCAUGCAUAUCUCUUUUUAGUAUCUCUUCAGUGUCCUGCUAAGCAGAAAUAUCACAUUAAGAUGAUUUGCCAUCUUCAUAACACAUUAGCUAUAUGAUCACACAGCAGGCACUUCUAUCUGCUUACGUGGAUUCAUCUUUGGCUGGCUUUCUAUGGAUUCAUCUUUAGCUGGCUUUCUAUGGAUUCAUCUUUAGCUGGCUUAAAUGAUACUGCAGAACAGAAGCAUUCAAGAGGAUCUAUGGUCUUGUUGCUGGACAAACUAGUGAUAUCAUUUGUUGCAAUGCGUUCAGAAAGAGAGAGGGUUAAUGCUUUGGAAUUAACUUUCCCAGGACUCGUGACUUCAGGGAGUAAAAAAACAGAGCAGCUUUGUUCAGUGUCUGUGUUCUCUUGCAUCCUGAAGUGAGCACACAGCUUUGGCUGCUGAACGUGAAGGUUAUGUAAGGCGGAGAGACUUCUGUAAAACCAAUGAGCAGCAAGUGACAAUUUUAGCCCAGGAGCAUGGAGCUGUAGGAGGGCUGCAAUCCUCCUGCUCUAUUCACAUGCACCUCCAGCUGAGACCAAGCUGUCCAAACAGGCGCAACUUGAACCGUUCAGAAGUGACCUAUGGAGAGACUGAAAAUAUACCAGUGAGUGGCCUGCCAGCACAAAUCUAUCAGUUGCAGGCUUUGGCCUCAGAACUGAAGUCAGGUUUCUCUGAGGCAAUGCAGGAGCUAUCUAGAAUACAGCAUGGAGAGUACGCUCUUGAGGAGAAGGUCAAGAGUUGCCGCUGCACUAUGGAAGAAAAAGUUACAGAGGUGAAGAAUUCACUGAACAAUCUCAAGGAAGAGGUGAACACAGCGAUGGCAAUGAUUCAUGCCAUAAUUGCAAAGCAGGAGGAAAUGCAGCAGAAAAUCGAACAACUGCAGCAAGAAAAGAGAAGAGAGUCACGUAAAGUAAAAAACAAAAGGUUACAGAAAGAAGAACCCAUGGCACAGCCUCAAGUACCACCGAACGGCAAUUUCCUACAACCCAGCCUCUCUGAAUCCACAGUGGUUAAUCAUCACUUUAACAACAUUGCACAACCAUCCCCAUUUGAGAAAGUACCUGCUUCCAGGCUGGUGACUGCAAAUGACUGCAACAUGGCUGCAAUUACAACUGCCUCUAGAGUCACCCAGGAAGAUAGUGAGAAAAGCUACACGACUUCUACACUAAUUGAAACACAGCAAAAAGCCUACAUGCCUUCACAUAUCUGGAGACAGCCAAAAGAUGAAAGAGAAAGCAACGAGGAGAACUCUCCCAAAGAACAACCAGACAGGAUAAGAGAUACAGGCCGGAACAGAAGUGCACCCGUUGAGAACGUAUUAAGUGAACCUACAGGUUUUGCUAGAAGACAAAAUGCUGCUCGAGACCUUUUGGAAUCAGAGAGAAAAUAUGUUUUGAACCUAUCGCACAUCCUGAAGAUCAGGGCCACCUUGCAAGGGUCUGAUAUAAAAAGGGCUACAAAAGAAAGGAGUUUCUUCCCCAGUUCCUUACGGUAUUUGAUCCAACAUCACCUGGACCUGCUGCAUGUUCUGCAGGAGAGAGUAAUCAAAUGGUCUAGAGAGGGGAUUUUAGGAGAUAUAUUCCUGAAACUGACAAACGACGAGAACAAUUUUUUGGACUACUAUGUUGCUUACUUGAAAGAUUUACCGGAGAGUAUUUCUGUCAUUCAUAUUGUGGUUCUGAAAGAAGCUGAAGAAGAUAUUAAAUCCGAUCUCUACAUAUUGCUUUUUCAUGUUGUUCAGAGAAUUCCAGAAUAUCUGAUUAUCUUACAGAAUAUCUUGAAAUUCACAGAACAGGAGCACCCAGAUUAUUACUUGCUUCUUGUGUGUGUGCAGCGCCUACGAGUUUUCAUCUCACACUACAGCGUUUUGUUUCAGUACAAUGAGGACCUUCUCAUUCAGAAAAGGAAGAAACUUAAGAAGUCCUCUAUGAUUAAACUUUACAAAGGACUCGCAUCCCAGUGUUCUGGAAGUAGCCAGGAAGUUCCUCCCAGUGUGAAUACCUCUUCAAUCAUUAAAGAAAAUAUCAUCCAGUCUGAUGAAACACAUCAGCUAUAUCCUGCAAUGCCAGGGUCCAACCUAAAUCUUGUGCCUCAAAUAAAAAAGGGCAGACAGACUCCAGUUGAAAACAUUCAGCCAUUAAAGUCCUCUGAGUGGGAAGCAGAUGGAAAGAAACAUGAUCGACCUGACAUUAUUGUCCCAACACCAUAUUCUGGGCCUGAUCAAGAAGUCAAUUCACUGCUGUCACCCUUACAGUCCAUUCCAGAGAUGGAGUAUGAAAGCACUUCAGUGGAUGCGUUACUUGAUAUGGAAAGGUCCAAGAGGACGUCAUCAAACAUUUUUUCUCACGGAAACCUUGCACCUAAUUAUGAGGAAUAUGAAUAUGGAAGUGAAAUAAUUGGAGUGUCUACACCUUAUGAAGAGGACCCAUUUCCAAACCACCCAUUGUUUGAGUCUUGCUCUGCGGCCUCAUCUGAGUCCAGCCUGGAUAUUUGCUUUUUGAGGCCCAUCAACUUUACCCUGGAAUCAAACAGAACAGAGCGAUCUUUGCAGCCAGCGAGCAGGAAUUGUUUCUCCCCUGUGAGCAACAGCAGCUACAGGCAUGAAGGUAUUCAUAUUAAAAACAAGCCUUUGAGCAGAUCCCUGAAGGAGUUUCCUCGGAAUCAAGAAGCAGUCUCUACAAGACUUUAUAGUGCCAGAUGCACCAGUGCCAGCAGGAUGCAGUUUAAGCAGGAUAGAAGCACUCAGUCCCACGGAUCAGAUUCAGCUCGCAAUUCACACAGGCAAUUCUACAUUCCACAAAGGCCUCAUGCAGACAGUAGAUCUCUACUAGAGGAUAUCCAAAUGGAUGGAAAUGCAAGGUUCUACCACAAGGAUGAAACUGAACAAACCUCUUUUAGUGAGCACCACCCAAGACCAGAUCAGAAGGGUGGUUUCCGAAGCUCCUUCCGUAAGCUAUUUAAAAAGAAGUCUGGUGGACUAGAAAGCAAAGAGAAAUCAAGCGAGAAGUCAUCCUUAGACCAAUCUCCUACAAGACAAGAAAUCUUCCGCCAUCAUUCUGCUCUGAUCAGUGAACUUGACCGUGGCACAGCUGUGUGAUAAAGCAAAAUAUGGCUUUGCUUAGAUACUAUAGGAUGCUAUUUGACCUUUUGGUUUGUUGAUGACUUCUAUUGGAAAGUAGCUCUAGAAAUCAUAAAAGCCUCAGUAUUAUACAUAGAAAGGCAAAACAGUAGUUAUUAUAAAUCACUUAAAUAAAGUCACUUGUUAAAAAACA
Molecule: messenger RNA, 3319 nt
Organism: Xenopus laevis (African clawed frog)
Lineage: Eukaryota; Metazoa; Chordata; Amphibia; Anura; Pipidae
Gene: arhgef33.L
Product: Rho guanine nucleotide exchange factor 33 L homeolog
Exons: 16
Coding region: 565-3144 (859 amino acids)
Source: RefSeq, a predicted model, not a curated record